AUGGAAGAGGCGAGGGCGUGCGAGGGUGUUAUUGAGAAUAAUCAGGGAAGAGAAGGCAUGUUGGAAUCUGUAAUGAUCGGUAAUAAAUUUAAAGAUAUUCGUAUGUCGGUUUUGGAAGGAAACUUGGAGGUUGUUGAGGAAAAUGAGGCUGUGGAUCAAGGUGAUGACACGUUGCAGUUACACAAGUCUGAUUCGCCAUCAAAUAUAGAAGUUUCUGAUAAAGGUAUCAAUUUAUUUGUGCAACUUUUAUGUUCCCAAAAUGGAAUUAAUGAAGGCUGCAAAAAUGUGAGGAGCUCGGGGGAACUCGUAGUGAGAGGUAAUGAUUUGGAUCAAGGCGAGCAAGAACACAAGUUUGGUGUGGGCGAUAUGGUAUGGGUCAAAACUCCAAAUCAGUUGUGGUGGCCAGGGAUGAUACAUGAUCCUUCAACAGCUUCAAAGGAUCCAGAAAACUUCGAAGAAACGGAUUAUUUCCUGGUUAAAUAUUUUGGCAAUGUUAAUUCGCUUUGGUGCCCCAGUUCUAACUUGAAGCCUUUUCUUGAGUACUUUGAACAGAUGCUAAUGCAAAGCAACUCUAGUAUCUUUCUUGGUUCGGUAGAGAAGGCUUUAAGUGAGAUUGGUUGGCGUGUACAGGCAGAGAUGACUUGCCCGUGCUUCUUGAAGGAAAGUCAAAAACUUGACGCUCGAUGUUCGGCGGAAAAUCAGGUGGUGAAUUCAAUAUCAAAGCAUAAUAAAAUGGGGAAAUCUGAUGUUCUUUCGUUGUCUCGGUUCGAACCCUCAAGUUUUCUUGCACUUGUUAGACGUCUUGGCCGAGUGGGUUCUUUACCUGGUAAAAUUGAGUUCACCAUCAUCAAGAACCGUCUUUCAGCAUUCUAUAGUUCUGUUGGGCAUUGCCAGUUGCCCUUGCUGCAACUCCGGUCACCGCCAAUUGGUGACACUUCGCAGAAUGAUAGAGACUCGUGGACAUCGCUGCUGACUUACAAAGACGGGAAUAAUACUUCUGAAGGCAACAGAAACUGUGUACAAAUUGGCAACGACGACUCAACCCUGUCGAAGUCGGGGAACAGGGAUCACAGUGAUGAUACUGAAGCUGUUCUUGAUGGCAAAUCAAUGUCGACUGGUAAAGGGCAUGAAUCCAGAGAACGGAAGAAGAGCAGGUAUUUAUCCUAUCCUUACGUGGACGUGAAUCAGGGUUUGAAAACUGUGGUUGAAAAUGGAACAGAAGGUCCGGAGCAAAUCGCUCCAUCGAGUGACAAGAAUACACAGAAAAAAGUCUCAAAGAAACCUUUCAAGGGGCCUCAUAAAGUCGGUAAAUCGGACAGUGUUGAGGCAUCGUCAGCUCAAUUGCUAGCUGAACUCCGCACGACAGCUCUUGAUAGUUUCUAUCUCAAAAAGGGAAAACAUUUUGAUUCACUGAAGAUAUUUUAUUGUAGUUUCAGACAAUUCAUAUUUUUAGACCAUGAAAAACUCCAAAACUGUCCAGAAGCUGAUAUUUUUCCAAGGAAGGCUAAAAAGAAGAAUGGAGGAGUAAAGUCGGCAGGUGUAAAGGCUACUGAUGAUUCUCUGGGCACAAGCGCAAACAAUGAUACAAAUAAUUCGUCCAUGAUUGGGGCCCAAGAUACAGGGUCUGAUGUGCCAACAAAGGGAAAAACCACGAAGACAAAGAGGGCAGGAGCAACACCAGAACUUCCUCAGGUUGACAAUAUUUCUUUUCAGACGGGCACAGCCGAUAUUACAAAUAACUCGUCUCUGAUUGGCAGCCAAGAGAUGGGUUCUGAUGUGCCAACAAAGGGAAAAACUUCGAAGACAAAGAAGGCAGGAGCAACACCAGAACUUCCUCAGGUUGACAAUAUUUCUUUUCGGACAAGAACAAACGUUAUUACAAAUAACUCGUCUCUGAUUGGGGGCCAAGAGAUGGGUUCUCAUGUGCUAAGUAAGGAAAAAUCUUCCAAGAAGAGAAAGAUGGCUGGAGCAACACUAGAACUUCCUCAGGUUAACAUGAUCGAUGGGUUACUGAGUUUGUAUGGAAACAACCUGAGCUUUUCAGUGGAAAAAGUGCCAUUUAGUGGAACUUCUACUUCUAAAGGUAAACUCGUACCAAAGCGGAAGAAGGAUGGAUUAGCUGUGCCUAAUAAAAAUGCUGUUGACUCUACGGAUGCAAACAUAAUCAGCUUUACAACUCCCCCGGGGUUUAAAGACGUGCAAAUAACAGUCCGGAGUAAUUCACAGCUGAACAAUGGAGCAGAUGUAAAAGAUUGUGCUAAAUUUACAAAUGCAAAAUCUACUGCUCGAGAAUCAGAAGCGAAUAUAAAUAAAACCGGGCUUGGCUCUUCAGUGCAAACUUCACUUCCUUCACAAUCCGAUUCUCAGCUCGAGGGCCAGAAAAGAAAAAAGGCAAAUACUGAUCCAGUUGCUUCUCCCAUACCAGAUUUGAAUGGAGAUGUGUCAGAACCCGGCCCACAGGGGAAGGAUAUGGCCGAGGUAAAUGCUGUAUCACCUGAUGGUGGUAAACCUGAGCCAAAGAGGAGGCGGAGAAAUAUAUCUGCUGCAUCAGGUUCAAAUGUGACUACUAAUAAGAUGUCCAAAAAAGAAGAUUUAGGUGCCAUUCUCUUCUUGAACUUUGCUCCAGGAUCCCCUCCGCCUGCUAAAGAAACAUUUAUCCCAAUAUUCUCAAGAUUUGGGUUGUUGAAAGAAUCAGAAACCCGGAUUAUUGACGACUCAAUGGCCCAGAUCGCAUAUGAAAGAAAAUCAGAUGGUGUUUUUGCAUGCCGAAGCUUGGAGAAGAGCAAUCCAUGGGGAGCAUCACUUGCCAAUUACAACAUCAUCUUCCCAGGCAGCUCACAAACAAUAGAACAAAAAAAGGGCGUGCAUACUCCACGUCCCUUUUUGCCUGCAAAAGCGCGCAAGACAUUGGCCAAGCGUCCAGAGGCAUCUAACCUUAUAGCCAUGAGGAAAAAUGUCGAGAUGAUGAAGUCCUUUCUUGAAAAGGAAGGCAAUGCUCUUUCACCAGAGACCAGAACCAAGUUGGAGAACGAGAUAAAAGGGUUCUUGAACAAAAUAAGCACAAUGGUCGGCUCCUCUUCGUCGUAG
Molecule: messenger RNA, 3087 nt
Organism: Fraxinus pennsylvanica
Lineage: Eukaryota; Viridiplantae; Streptophyta; Magnoliopsida; Lamiales; Oleaceae
Source: the annotation of a GenBank genome assembly